Drosophila willistoni is the source of this 858-nucleotide messenger RNA. RefSeq lists its product as uncharacterized. The transcript has 2 exons. NCBI's taxonomy places the organism in Eukaryota, Metazoa, Arthropoda, Insecta, Diptera, Drosophilidae. Bases 166 to 714 code for a protein of 182 amino acids. The record is from RefSeq and is a predicted model, not a curated record.
UGACGAAAUAUUUUGGAGCUUUUAUUGCAAGCUAUGUGAAAUUGUUUGUAAACAAAAACGAAACCAAAAAUGGCAUAAAAGUCAGUGGCGAUUCAAUCAAAAGCUUCAGUAUCCCAGUAAAAGCAAAACAUAGCAGAUUCAUUUAGCAUUCCAGGAAAAAACAAAAUGACAGAAAACAAUCAAGAUGUUAAAGAAACUAAAGCUGCACAAGUGAAUAAAAACUUGGCUACACUCUAUCCUAACUUGGACGAUCGUCUUGAGGAAUAUAUGAGAGGGCUGUGCCAUGUGAAUCCAAAAAAAGGUCCCACUGAAUGUGAUAUCGCAAUUGUGGAAUACUUUGGAGUAUUAAGUCUUACGGAUGUUCGAGCACCCCGGCGUAAACUUUGGUACAUAUACUACAGCCGCUCCGAUGAGAUUGAUAAUACCGUUGAUCAGAUACAUCGGAAAUAUGGUCAAAAGAAUAUGUAUGAGCUGUUCCGCAAGCCGAUUUAUAGUGGGGCUGAUUUUCGGGCUAGGGUAAAAACAAAUUUCGCCAAUCUAAAAUGGUAUGUAAAGGGAAACAUAUUGGAAGCACCGCCACAAAGUACUUACACAGAUGAGAAAGUCAUAAGAGUUAUUACUGAUUUAUAUAAUGCCGAAAGGCGUAUAUAUUAUGAUUAUCUAAAGGGGCGGAAUGAUUAUUUAUGUCGUUGGAAAAGUUCAUUUGCGACUUAGACUUAGCCCAUUUUGAAGUACAUAUUCCCAAAAUCAAUACAAAGACUGGCAAUUUUUACAAAAUCUAUAGGAAUAUUUAAGUCUUUCGAUUCAGUGUUAAUUUAAGAGUUUAGCAGUACAAUUAAAUUGUUGCGGUUGGAUAAA